Molecule: messenger RNA, 1113 nt
Organism: Psylliodes chrysocephalus
Lineage: Eukaryota; Metazoa; Arthropoda; Insecta; Coleoptera; Chrysomelidae
Source: the annotation of a GenBank genome assembly
AUGUUGUUAGGAAAUGCUGCAGGAACGGGCAGCGUGUGCGGCAUGUGUUGCAGGCCGAUCAACGAUCGAUUCCUGCUAAGAAUCAUGGAUGUGUCCUAUCACGAACACUGCGUCCAGUGUUGCGCGUGUGGAGACCAUCUUCUUCACACGUGUUUCGUUAGAGACUCCAAAUUAUAUUGCAGAUUAGACUAUGACAGAUUGUUCGUGAAAAAAUGCCUGGGUUGUUCGGAACGCGUAUCUCCUGAAGAACUUGUAAUGAGAGCCAGCGAAAAUAUUUUCCAUUUGAGAUGCUUCGUAUGCGUGGUAUGCGGCAUAAGAUUGCAAAAGGGCGAUUUGUAUGUCAUCAAGCAAGGCCAACUCUUCUGUCGGGCGGAUUACGAGAAAGAAGUAGAAAUGAUGCAAGGAUUUGGAUAUGGAGAAUUUAUUUGCGAUGAACUAAUGCCUUCUAGCAGAUCACAUGAUGGUAGAAGGGGACCCAAACGACCAAGGACCAUUUUAACCACACAGCAAAGAAGAGCCUUCAAGGCUUCCUUCGAAGUUAGCCCGAAGCCUUGUAGGAAAGUUAGAGAAAAUUUAGCCAAAGAUACUGGAUUGAGUGUCAGGAUAGUUCAAGUGUGGUUUCAAAAUCAAAGAGCAAAAAUGAAAAAAAUCCAGAAAAAGGCUAAACAGGAGAAUAAAGGGGGCAAAGAUUCAGAGAAUGAAGAAAAGAAAUUGACGGUUAAAGAAGAAGAACAAAGUCCACGGUCGACGCCAUUUUUUAACGACAGUUGUAGUGAUAACGAGGGAACGACUGACGAAGCCAUCCUCCAAAGUUCGACGAACAAUAACUUUAUACAUAUAAAAGAAGAACUGGAAAACGAAGGACCUUUUUUUAAGAGCAAUAGCAACAUGCCCCUUCAUGUGUUUACAGGUUUGGACAUCAAUAAGCGAAGAGAGGACUACAUGGGCAUGGCGUUUCCUGGAAACGCUGAUUCAGAGCAACAACCCAUCUUCAUGCAACCACCCAUGGCCCAUCAAAACCUUCCACACAACGGGACCGGCCUCAAUCCUAUAGACAGGCUGUACUCCAUGCAAAAUUCGUAUUUUUGUGGGGAAGAACCGAUGGAACCCUAA